Messenger RNA from Elephantulus edwardii (Cape elephant shrew), 1128 nucleotides. RefSeq names its product methyltransferase like 2A (gene METTL2A). The transcript has 9 exons. NCBI's taxonomy places the organism in Eukaryota, Metazoa, Chordata, Mammalia, Macroscelidea, Macroscelididae. The record is from RefSeq and is a predicted model, not a curated record. Bases 1 to 1128 code for a protein of 375 amino acids. Gene Ontology annotation, molecular function: tRNA (cytidine-N3)-methyltransferase activity.
AUGGCUGACUCCGGUUCUGAAAGUGUGGAAGUGGUUCCCAAUAGAAAGAGGGGACAGUUUGGGAGCCGGUUCUUGGAUGACCCAGCGCGCGUCUUCCACCACAACGCCUGGGACAAUGUGCAGUGGUCGGAAGAGCAGGCUGCGGCGGCGGCUAAGAAAGUCCGCGAGAACAGUGUCCAGCGAGUGCCCCAGGAGAAGCAAGUUGAUUAUGAAGCCAAUGCGCACAAAUACUGGAAUGACUUUUACAAAAUUCACGAAAAUGGGUUCUUCAAAGACAGGCACUGGCUCUUUACAGAGUUCCCAGAGCUCGCACCUUGCCAAAAUGAAAAUGACUUGGAAAAGUUGUCAGAGGAUAAAGGUCAAAUACGAGAGUGUGAAAACAGUGAGGAAGCACCUGAGUUAACAAUAGAAGAACAGCACAAGGAUUCGUCAAACAAAGAAAAAACAAGGGCACGUUCUGUGGAAGAGACUGUGACUCAGAAACUUAGUCACCUGGACAUCUGUGCUGAUGAGUUUCCUGGAUCCUCAGCCACCUACCGAAUACUUGAGGUUGGAUGUGGUGUUGGAAACACAGUCUUCCCAAUUUUACAGACUAACAAUGAUCCAGGGCUCUUUGUUUACUGUUGUGAUUUUUCUUCGACUGCUGUGGAACUGGUCCAAGCAAAUUCAGAGUAUGAUCCUUCCCGGUGCCUGGCCUUUGUUCACGAUCUGUGUGAUGAAGAUAAAAGUUACCCAGUGCCCAAGGACAGUCUCGAUAUCAUCAUCCUCAUAUUUGUCCUUUCAGCAGUUGUUCCAGACAAGAUGCAGAAGGCUGUCACCAGGCUAAGCAGGCUGCUGAGGCCUGGAGGGAUGAUGCUCCUGCGAGAUUAUGGCCGCUAUGACAUGGCACAGCUCCGGUUCAAAAAAGGUCAGUGUCUGUCUGAAAAUUUCUAUGUGAGAGGUGAUGGUACCAGAGUUUACUUCUUCACACAAGAUGAACUGGACAAACUUUUCACCACUGCCGGACUGGAGAAGGUUCAGAACCUGGUGGACCGCCGGUUACAAGUUAACCGGGGAAAGCAGCUGACAAUGUACCGAGUGUGGAUUCAGUGCAAAUACCGAAAGCCCCUGUUCUCCGAUGCCAGCUGA